Molecule: messenger RNA, 453 nt
Organism: Trypanosoma rangeli
Lineage: Eukaryota; Euglenozoa; Kinetoplastea; Trypanosomatida; Trypanosomatidae
Product: putative acyl-CoA oxidase
Exons: 1
Coding region: 1-453 (150 amino acids)
Biological process (GO): lipid homeostasis; fatty acid beta-oxidation using acyl-CoA oxidase
Cellular component (GO): peroxisome
Molecular function (GO): fatty acid binding; acyl-CoA oxidase activity; FAD binding
Source: RefSeq, a predicted model, not a curated record
AUGAUCACGACACACGGAACAAAUGAGAUGCAGAAGACGAUUUUAGAUGAUGCGGACACCCGUCGUGUGAUUGGGGCAAUCGCGCAUCGGGAGCUUGUCGCAGACAGUGCUCCGUUGAACACAGAGGCGCGGUAUGACAAGGAUGGGAGGUGCUUUGUGGUGAGAGGGGGAGGGAAGUUCGCUGUGGUGGGGGCGGGGUUUGCGGAUUGGGCGAUUGUGACGGUGACAUUGACCCUGAACGAGCAGGACAACCACGGCCAUCACGCCUUUGUCGUUCAGCUGCGGGAGGGCGGUGCGCUGAGGAAGGUCGUAAGCAUGCGGCCCAUACAGGGGGAACAUCCAACGAUGAGUGCAAGCGGUGUGGGUGCCCUUCACUUUGAUAACGUUCGCCUCCCUGUUUUCGCCAUGCUACUCCCAUCACGGAUCGUGGGGAGGGGGGGGAAUCUUCGGUAG